AUGGAGUUCGACGACGCGCUGGACACGGGCCAGAAGGAGCAGAGCACCCUAAGGGUCGAUACUCCAACUCGCGACGCGUCCAACGCGUUUAUUAACCCAGUCGGUCCUCAAGAAAAGGAAAAAUCGACUGGCCCUCCUACCCCCCUUGUUUUCGAUAAAGAGAGUCUGUCCCAAGGACUCACCCAAUCACCGUCAAUCCUGGUUUCCGACCUGGGCAACUUCUCGAAGAAGAGAUCCAGGUUGGACUCGGCUGGACUCACCGCCGAAAACCAAGCUACGGAGUUGAUGGGAACUCCUAGAUCAAAUUGA
Molecule: messenger RNA, 309 nt
Organism: Melampsora larici-populina 98AG31
Lineage: Eukaryota; Fungi; Basidiomycota; Pucciniomycetes; Pucciniales; Melampsoraceae
Exons: 1
Coding region: 1-309 (102 amino acids)
Source: RefSeq, a predicted model, not a curated record